AUGGGAAUUUCAACGAUAAAAGAAGAUCAGUUAGUUAUGACACACAAAGAAUCAAAUUUAAGAGAUCCUCAAUUGCAACCACAACAACAGCAAAUACCAAUAGGACAACCAAGAAUUGCUUCGGAUGGGUUCAUAUAUAAUUCAUCUUUUGAUACGCCAUAUCAACAAUUUUCAACCAAUUCUGGGUUAGGUGGAAAUCCCCAUGAUUUUUUUAGUGGUAAGGAAAGUCCUGAAUUAAAUUUCAACACAAAUUCACCAUAUAUUCAAGAUCAAGGAUUUCUCAGUAGUAAUACGAGGUUGAAUACAACAUUCAUAAGUCCGGUAAGUGAAUCCCCUGAAGGAGGAGACUCUACCAUUGUUGGCGAGAGUUCACCUUCUCCUCCUAAAUCAAUCGCAACAAGUUUAAAUUCAAAUGUACUUGACUCAAUUAUUGGAAGAUACAAUUAUAGUAAAAGCACUUUAGAUUUGGGAAGGAAAGUAACUCAACCUGAUUUACUGCAACAAUCAUCAAGAGAACUAGCACAACAGACAUCUUCAGACUCAAAGAAUUCACAAUAUGACCUACAUUAUAGACAAAACUCUGAUACAUCAACUUUAUCAAAUCAGUCUGACCAGAUAAGCAAAAGUAAAAGGUUUGUCAAGUAUGCAAUGAAUACUCAUUCUCAAUCGGUAAACGCUUCCAAGAAGUGGGAAAUAAAUAAUGUUUUGAGAUGGUUAGAGAGAAAUCAGUUUAAUAAGUCAUGGCAAGAUACUUUCAAAAAUAAUGAGAUUUCUGGUAAUAGGUUUUUAGAAUUGGAGAAUUUUGAAAAAGAUUCAAUGAUUUGGAAACAAUUUUCGAAAUAUUUAGAACUUGAUAAUAAUCUCAAUUCAAUUGAUCGAUUUAUUGAAUUAUUAAAACAAGAAAUUACUAUUGAAGAGUUCAGUGAUAAUAUAUCACCAGUUAAUUUAAAAAAUGAAUACAGAAAAUCAACCCCAACUUUCACAAAACAUAUAUCCAGCUCAUCGAUAUCUUCAACAAAUUCGUCCACAUCCAUCCAAAGACCUGCUUCAUUCAUAGAUAAUAAAAGCAAAGAUCAAACGCAAUCUCAUCAUCUGUUUUUCCGAAAGAAUCAUAACAAAUCAGAAAAAAAAAAGAAUUCUGUUGAUGAAACAAAACGACAGUCAAAAUUGGAUUCUAAAUUAGCGGGUGGAAUUUUAAAUACAAUAAGAAAAUAUGGAGGUGAUAAAGCUGUAGGAAUGGUGAAAUCAUCUUCAUCUACGAAAAAUGAAAGAAAUAGUCUUACUUUUUCUCCACUGAAUAUACCACCAGCAUUAGACCCAAAUAUAGACAUACCUCCACUACCCUCGCCAUUGGCUCAAAAUAAAAAUGAUCAACCAAGGAAGUCGAUGGAUAGUGCUCGCUCAGCUACAUCAGUACCUUCAUUUCGAAUUGAUAAUUGUUCAACAGAUCAACCUUCUUCUUCAACUCAACUAGACGCAAUUUAUGCACCAAAGCCGUUAUCUGAACAAGAAACUAUAACUACUACUAUCUUAGUAAGCUGGGAUAACAAAACUUUUGCUCCAAUCACAUUGACGAAUGAUGAGUUAACGAAUGGAUUUGUUAUGAAAAAGGCGAUUAUACGACAGUUAGGUGUAAUUGAUAUUAAUUCUGUAUCUAUUCAUUUGACAGAUUUUAAUUCUCAAGAAGGAGAAGCAUUACCAGAAGAACUUUUGACUAAAAUAGUAUCAGAAAAUACGCUUAUUAAAUUACUUAUCAAACAAAAUCGGGAACCUCCAUCACCUCAUGGAACUAGCACUAUAUCUACUACAUCAUCAGAUUCAAAGUCUUUUGAAACUGGAGGUGAUGCUUGUACUUAUCCUGCAACUCCACAAUAUCUUUUACAGAACAUUAACAACCCUUCUGUCGACUAUUUAAAUUUCAAAGAACAACAAGCCAAUUUAUCAAAAAUUGUGGAAAAUCCUCCUCAAAAACAAGAAAAAGUCAAAAGUCGGAAUAAAAGUAUUACAUCUACAAAUACAGUUUCUAAACAAACACAAACUAUUGAAACUGCUUUUGAUAGUAAUAUAUUCAAAAGUUCUCAACAUCAUCAUGGAUUUCCAUUAAAAUUUCCAUUUGGUUCUCAUACUAAGAAAAAGACUCCAACUUUACAAAUCGAUACUACAAAAUUUAAACAAGCAUCACUUUCCCCAGAUUCGGCAUCUUCAUCAUCAUUUAAAGUUAUAAGAAAAGGAGUCAAUGAGAUUGAUUUUGAUGAACGCAGGAAAUCACCAUAUGAACGGAAAGCUCCAAAACUAAUAGCAAAUAUUUAUGCAUCAUCUGUUACAAAUAUGGAGAAAUCACCUAUAUCUGCAACUACAGUUUCUACAUUACGAGAUCCACCUUCAUCGAUGGUCAAUAAAUCAUUAAGUAGUAGAAGUGAAAGAUCAGAUUCAAUUAUUGCAAGAAGAGCAGCUCCUCCACCACCAAGUGAUCGAAAAAACCAACUUCAAAGACAACAUAAUAACUCCAAGAAACAAUCUAGUCUGCAUAGUGGCUUGGAAACAACUAGCUUGGAUGAUAAUAAUAGUGUUAAUGUUGAUGAUAAUGAUGAGGAAGAUUUUUUUGUUAAACCAUUGGUGAAUAAAAAUUUAGAAAUUCUAAAUUCAAAUAAAGGUGAUGAUACUGAAAAUUCAAUUAAUAAUUCAGAUUCAGAAAAUGAUUUUUUUGUUAAACCAUUAGAACAAAAAAGACAGGUAAUGAUAGUUCGACCACCGAUUGAAGAAGUUUAUGAUCAUCUUGAAAGAUAUUUCCCAGAUACAAAUCUUGAUAAACCUAUAAUUGAUGUUGAUACUUCUUCACCAGUAGUAUUACAAAGGAAACCAACAAUAUCAAGAACAUUUUCAAAUGCAAAUAUAUCACCAAUUAAUCCUGAAUUAAAUGAACCAAGAAUAAGAAGAAUGAAGACAAUUAGAGGUGUAGCUAAUGAAGCAAGAAGAAAAGCACUUUUGAGAAGACAAGAAAGUCCUCCUAUAACAUUUGCAAGUGUUUCAAGAGAAAAUAGUUCAAGAUUAACAAGAUCAAAUACCAAGAUGUGGGGUCAAAAAGUAGUUGAAGUAACAAGUAAAGAAAUUGAACAUGGUUUUAUAAGUAAAUUAAAAAAUAAAAAUGGAAUAUAUCAAGAAAUAGCAUGGAUUAAAGGUGAAUUAAUUGGAAGAGGAUCAUUUGGAGAUGUAUAUUUAGCAUUAAAUGUUACAACUGGAGAAAUGUUAGCUGUAAAACAAGUUAUUUGGAAUAAUAAUUUUGAUUGUGGUGGAAUUGAAUCAUUACAUAAAGAAAUUGAAACAAUGAAAGAUUUAGAUCAUAAAAAUAUUGUACAAUAUUUAGGAUAUGAACAAAAAAAUAAUAUUUAUAGUUUAUUUUUAGAAUAUGUUGCAGGAGGAUCAAUUGCAAUGUUAUUAAAAUCUUAUGGUAAGUUUGAUGAACUUUUAAUUAGAAUUAUAACAAAACAAAUUUUAUUAGGUUUAGAAUAUUUACAUGAUAAUAAUAUAAUUCAUAGAGAUUUAAAAGCUGAUAAUUUAUUAUUAGAUAUUGAUGGAACUUGUAAAAUAUCUGAUUUUGGUAUAUCAAGAAAAAAUAAUGAUAUUUAUAAUAAUGCAAAUAUGUCAAUGAAAGGUACAAUAUUUUGGAUGGCUCCUGAAGUUAUUGAUAAUUUAGUUGAAGGAUAUAGUGCUAAGAUUGAUAUUUGGUCAUUAGGUUGUGUUGUUUUAGAAAUGUUUGCAGGUAAAAGACCUUGGUCAAAUGAAGCAGCAAUAAGUGUUAUAUAUAAAGCUGGAAAGGAGAAAAAAGCUCCUCCUAUCCCCAAAGAUAUUAAACAUUUAGUUGGAUUAGAAGCUGAAAAUUUUAUAAAUAGAUGUUUUACAAUUGAUCCAAAUUUAAGACCAACAGCAGAAGAAUUAUUAAAUGAUCCAUUUGUUAAUAGUAAAGUUAAAAAUUUUAAUUUUGAAUCAACAGAAUUAGGAAGGUUAAUAAAGUUUAAUAGUAAAGUUUCAAUUUAA
Messenger RNA from Lodderomyces pseudojiufengensis, 4035 nucleotides. RefSeq names its product mitogen-activated protein kinase kinase kinase (gene BCK1). The coding region runs from base 1 to 4035 and encodes 1344 amino acids. Gene Ontology annotation, biological process: protein phosphorylation. The transcript is spliced from 2 exons. The record is from RefSeq and is a predicted model, not a curated record. NCBI's taxonomy places the organism in Eukaryota, Fungi, Ascomycota, Pichiomycetes, Serinales, Debaryomycetaceae. Gene Ontology annotation, molecular function: protein kinase activity; ATP binding.